GGCGACCAGCGAGCUGUGCACGCGGCCCCGGCCUCGAGCUCCGAGCCUCGCGCCGCUCCACUUUCUAACGGCUACUCGGGCUUGUGCCGCCCGGAGUGUAUGUGGGGCGGAGUGAGGAGAGGAACAGGGUCUGAGUCGGUGAGUGCCAUGGAUUUUCUUUCUUUUCUUCGGGCUUGGGCCUGGCCCAGGCAAAGCUGAGGUAUGGGGGCUUGAGUGGUCGCCCUGAGGAUGAGGAUCGGGAAGUGGGGGUGAGGGCGUUAGGCUUUGGGGACUCCCUCUGCCCUGGAGAGGCUGGAAAUGGGGCCUCCUGGGCACCGUUGGGCCCGGCUGGGCAGAGACCAGGCCGGCAUGUCCCCGGUCCCUGAGACAGCCUGAUUUGGAAGUGUGUUGUGGGGCUGGUGGAGGCACUUGGAGCUCUGUGUGGGGUCACUGGCCAUGAGGUAUGGCCUCUGACCUAUGAGAGGUUGUCCGGGGUCUCUGGACUGAGACUGGAUCUGGUGACUGGAGAGGUCUGUGACUCUCCAGAGGUUCUUGGGAGUCUUUGACCAAGAAAUGAAACUAGUGAGAACGUGAGAGGUUUUCUGGAGUCCCUGGAUCCAGCCUGGGCUGACAGUGAGUGUUGAUGAAGUCGAAAGCCCAAUGGGAAGUUGUCAAGAGUCAUUGCAUCCUGGCUGUGAUGGGAACGUGUGGCUGCAAGACUUCUGGGGGACUCUGGCUUCUGGGUUGGGGUGCUCAUGUAAGAUUUUCCAGGACUGGGUCCAGGUUGGACAACGUGGCCAGGAGGUUAGGGCCAUGGUCUUCUGGAGGUUCCGGGGUGGGGAGGGUGUCUCUGAAUCCCAGCAGGUUUUUUGCCCUCCAUGAAGUAUUACUGUUUUGUGGUGGCUCUAGAUAGAACCAGGAUUGAGUCGUGUCUUGGGCCUUUUAGUCCCUGUUCCCAUUCUUCCGCAAACUGUUUCUGGUCAUUCCCAGAAGACAUCAGGCUCUAAGCAUGGGGCAGCUGCUUGGAGACGAUGGACGUUGUACUGGAGCAUAGGAGGUGUGUGAGAUAUCCUGCUCUUUAGGAAAUCACCCAGGUUGUCUUUACUGAAGAUCUUUUUAUACUUAUGAGGCAGGAUGUUGAUAUCUAAUUUCACUCCGCUCUUCAAGCUCUACCUGGUACUAAAGCUUUCAGGGUACUUUCAUGUACACCCAGAGUUCUUAAACCAAGGGUGGAGGUGCAUGGGGGGAGUCUAUGAGUGGAUUACAGGGUCUAUGAGCUCCUGGAAAUAAUCCAAAAAACUGUAUGUGUGUUGGCGGGGGGCAGGCGGUAAAAGCAGCCACAAGGAUGAGGAGUGAAGCCUGUCCAAGGGUGAGUUUCAGAGCAGUCUGUGACUCUCUUGUCAUUCAUAUGCAAAAUGGUAUAAGAAUCUACAAUUUUCUGAUGUAAAGAGUUGAUUCCACGACUUACAAUUUUAAAAAGCAUAGUGACCCCCUGAGAGGUUAAGAACCACUAAAAUAAAGCAGGCUCCCAUAUUAUUUAUGGGGCUUAGGCAAGACUAGAAAUGGAGAUUUCCCCUCUUAUCCCCACAUCUGGUGUUGGCGCAUACUUCAAAGUGUCUCACAUACUAGCCUGCAUGUCCAAGUUCCGUCCACGUGCCCCUCCCACCCAAUCAGGGCCACACAAUUACAUCAAUCACAUAGCCCACUCAGAAGAGUAUAGACCUGGGUCUGAGGCCAAUGUAAACCCAGGAAGUGGGCUAUUUGGGCCAGGAGGUCCAGGGUUCCGAGUUCCCAGAGCAUGGUCUAGAAUUGGGGGGCACAGGUUCCAGGGGGGUACUUCCUAGAUACCCUUGGACUCCUCAGCCCAGGGGGAGGGACACAACUAGAGGUCAGAGUGGGGCCCUCUGUCUGGAUUUGAGGCAAUAUGGAUAUUCAAUACUGGUCUUGAAAAUAGUCCCUAUGAGGAAGUUGAGGGUCUCAGAAGAGUUAACCCCAUGUUAGUGCUGAAGAAAAAGGCAGUCCACUGUGAGGAUGCAGUGGAACCUAAGUUGUUUUUACUUCUCAUCUGGUUGUUUUGCCACUUAAUCCACAAAAGGUGUGCUAUGAUAGGGUCUCUAUGAUCUAGAUUCAGCUCACCUGCCUAUUACUAUACCCAGAUCUUGGGCUAUGUAGAACAUAGAUUUAAGGGAAGAAAGAAACUCAUUCAUUCUGUGGUGCCUCUCCUCUGGUAUGUGUUGGAUGUACUUAACUAACUAACUAAAAAGAGUGAACAUCUGAAGAUUUAUGUAAGGUUUGGAUAAUUGGUUUUAAUCUAUAUAAAAUGAUGCAGGGAGUUUAACCACCUUAAUUUGCCGAAAGUGAUGUGUUCCUGGGAAGAGUGGAAAGUUCAUAGAACUUUUCUGAAUUGAAUCUUGUUUAACCUGGCUUUUGGAGGUACUCAAUACCUCAAUACGUGAGACCAAGGGAGAAUAUUUUCAUAAAACAAAUAAUCAUCCCUCUAAUUGGCAUAUUCUGAUGGUUUAGUUUUAAUUAUAAUAUUUGAAGAGACUCUAUACUUGUUUUGCUGUGUUGACAUUUUUACAGCAAGCUGGGUUGUGCCUGAAGGUCAAGUCUAUCAGUAAGAAUAAAAGAUAUCAGAUUUCAAACUUUAUUUAGUAAUAUGAAUAUUAGAAAGGAUUGAGAGGCAAAAAUCAUACCUCCUUUUCCCACAUUCUUUUCUUCCAAUUAUAUCCUACCUAACCUCUCCCACCUACGGUACCCUCUCCCAGGAUGCAGGUUUGUGUCCUCAUGACCUGUGGUUUCCUGGCUCCACCCCAGAGAGACAACUGCAGGAGAUCCCUACUGAGUCAGCCUGGGAAGUGGAAGGUGGGCAAGGUUUCUGAGGCUGGGGAGGAGAGUUCUUUCAAGAAGAGAAACACAAGACUUCCCUGGUGGUCCAGUGGUUAGGACUCCGGGCUUCCAAUGCAGGGGGCACGGGUUCGAUCCCUGGUCAGGGAAGUUUUGCAUGCCGCGCAGCCAAAGAGAGAGAGAGAGAGAGAAAGAGUCAGCAGUGUCCCUACCCUUCCAAGUCAAAGAGGUAUUUGCUUCUGCUUCUGCUAUCACUGCUCAGUGCAAGGUGGUUUGGACUGUGCAGUCAAGAAUGUCAAGAAUGUAGGAAGGAAGAAGGGCUGAGGUGUAGAGGGCCCUAGAGAUACCUCUAAGGAGGCAGUCUCUAAAGGGAUAUCCUUAGAUGGGGGUAGACACCAAGUGGGAGGAAAGACGGGGUUUCCCAAUCUUGGGGGCUUUUGUUCACUGAAUGGAGAGUCCCCUUGCCCCUUGCCCGCACUUCUAGGUUUCCUGAGAGCCCGCUGGCACUCCCUGUCAACUGCGUAAGACGAUGCUGCCCUUUGAGCACAGCCUCCAACUCUUUUGAACAUCAGUGGGCAACCACCAGUAGGGGAGCCGAGUCAUGGGCACAUGAUGUAGGCCCGGGAGUUGAGGGGACUCUACUCCACUGGGUGAUGAUGUAAUCUUCCAGACCCCUAUACCUACACUUGGGGUUUCUCCUUCAUGGCUUUCCCCACUUAUCCCAUAUCCUCAGGGAGUGUGUAUUUCUGUAUUGGAGGAAGGAUGUUUCCCUCUGUAUACCUACAUGUCAGGGAUUGGUGCAUUUCUGUGUCCAAAUCAAGCGUCUUUUAUAUGGGUAUCUAAUGAGUCCCUGGGUGUGGUGGUGUGAGGAGUUAGAAAGCUCAGAAAUGGAAAAUAUUUAACGACCAGAGUAGCAAAUGAAUACAGCUUGCCCAUUUGCAUUUUCCCUUUCACUCUGACUCAUCUUCCCCUCUCCCCACACUAUUAUUGCCCCUCCACUAGCCCCACCCAUUGGCACACCCUGUCUGAUCUAGGAGGGAUUAACAUCCGUUUGCACCCAAGCUAGAAUGAGAGGUAGAGGGAAGGCAUAUUAGGUCUGGAGAGAGAGUAGAAGGAUGGUCUGAACAUUUGGGGGUCCUGGAGCCAAAAGGUGAAACAGGAGUUUUAGAGACAUAAUAUUUGAGUCUAGGAGGGGACCAGAAUCUAAGAGAGAAGCCUAGGGGGAACCAGACUGUGUCUUGUCACCAGAGCAGCCUACCAGUGCCUGACUCAUUAACCUUCCAGUUAUUUAUUAGGCACAUAUCGUAAGCGAUUUAGCAGCAGUUGUUCUGUGAAUGAAAAUUCUGCCACAGGACGAGGAAUAAUGAACUAGUAAGAAACAGAGAAAGAAAUUUGAGUCUCUCAGAGCUCAUCUUUUCCCCAGGUUAAGGAGUGCUAAAGUGUGAAAAGAGGGGAAAUCUCUGAGGACCUUCACCCCCUGGGCAGGAAGUCAAAGAAACCUCGGAGUCCUGAUUUCAGAGAAAUGUCAUUUGUCAUCAACCCAAGAAAAGGAGUUUUUCUCUUCGAAGACCACCACAGGCCCUUCCUGGGGUUGCCCCCAUCAGAGCCUGAUGGGAGGAUCUGAGUCACUCACACACCCAGUCCCCAGUGAUGUCCCAGAUGACAGGGGUCAUUCCCACAGAGCAGUUGAGGCUUCCUAGUACCAAGGCAGAGAGAGGGAGGAGGAGGCAUGCUUUUGGCCUCCUGCACUCUCUCCUUAGAAUGCAGAUGUUUCAGUCCUUUUUACUUCUGAGGUAGUAGGAAGAGCUUCCAGCUGCUAGAGAUCUACUGACACCGCUAAGAAACAGAACUAAUACUAUUUGAAUGAUGCUAUGUACCGAGAAACCACUUUCACAUACAUCAUGUCAUUUCAUCUUCACCCCACCUCCAAAUGAGGUAAGCAGAGGUUAUCCCUAUUUCAUGGAUGAGUUAACUGAGGCUCAGAGAGGUGACUUGCCCAAGGUGACUCAACUAGUAAAUGGCAGAGAUGAGACUCAAACGCAGGUCUGAUUAUCCCAAAGUUCUUAUUGCUUUAGAUACACUUCUUUGACUCUAGGGGUUCACAAAUGAAAUAAGGAGACAGGAGGUUAGGAGGCAGAAUGCCAGGGCUCUGGAGGGGAGGAGUGGUCUCUCCUGGAGGAGUGAAGCACAGCCAGGGGUAUAAAACCACACCCCUUGGAGGACUGUGGCAGACUGAUACUUGGGACACCCAAUGGAUGACUGUGAGGUCAGGGGCGGGGCUAGCUCCAGGGUGGGGGUGCCCAGGAGCCCCAACAGCAGUUCAGAGCAUGCGGUGUCCAGGAGGAAGCUACAACCGGCUUGAGAAUAUGCUGUUCCUGCCUCCCCUUUUCACCAUGGACCCCACACUGUGGCCCUUCUCUCAGAACCUCUGAGAUUGGUACCCAGCACCCCCAUGACUGCAGCCCAGCAGGAGGUCUGGCCUCGGGACCAGAGAAAGGAAUUGGCCAGGAUCCCAGGUGUAGCCAAAGCUGUAACUCUUCCCCAUCCCACUCCCAGGAUCCCACUGUCCCUGAACCUCCACAAAGGCCUCUGGAGCCAGAACCAGUUGGCCUCCUGCAGCCCCACCCCAGGUUCCCUCCCCCAGGGCCCCACACAGCUCAGCCCUGGGGAGAUGGAAGAGUCUGAUCAGAGGCACACAGGUGAACUUGCAACCUGUGUGGGUCAUGUGGGCACAGCAAGCCACCCAUCUCACCAACACCCUCCCCCACCCCCUCCUGCUCGGUCUCGGCCCUAUUCUUGUUCUGUCUGUGGAAAGAGGUUUUCACUCAAACAUCAGAUGGAGACGCACUACCGUGUCCACACAGGAGAGAAGCCCUUCUCCUGUAGCCUCUGUCCCCAGCGCUCCCGGGACUUCUCAGCCAUGACCAAGCACCUGCGGACGCAUGGGGCCGCACCCUACCGCUGCCCUCUGUGCCAGGCCGGCUGCCCCAGCCUGGCCUCCAUGCAGACGCACAUGCGCGGCCACUCGCCCAGCCAGCUCCCGCCGGGAUGGACCAUUCGCUCCACCUUCCUCUACUCCUCCUCCUCCUCCUCGAGGCCAUCUCGGGCCUCGACCUCUCCCUGUAGGCCCCCUUCCUCAACCACCUGACAGGGUGUCAGUAGCUUCUUUGGCUUCAGCCAAGCGUACAGAAUGAAAGAUGGGCCGGCGGGCCUGCUAGGCUUCUGACCUCGCACCGCGGCUACGGCCGCCUAGCAAACUCUGCUCCAAGAAGCGUCGCAGGAAGGGCGCCAAGAGCCCUCUCCCAGAUGACCGCGGGCCACAGAAACCUGGGCCAGCGAGCCCGUGUGGGGUGAGGGCAGUGAAGUGUGCACGAGUGAAGGUUAACUGUGCGGGGACUUGCGGUUCAUCACCAAAAUAAAGAGUUUCCUGUGCCCUCCUCUCGGGACCAGAAAGCCGAGUCCGGACUUUAGCCUGCGGGCGGGGGACAGCCUUGCCCCUAGUCCUGUAGCGGCCCCUGGUGGUUCAUCGCGGCGGCCACCUCCUCCGUCUCCCGGGGCUCCCUCUCCUCCCCCAGAGGCAGAGGGCCGCGAGGACUCGGCGUCCAGGCCGACUUAGCCCUGUGUGGGGAGGCUGUCAGAACCCAAGUUACCCGUCCCUUCCACAGCAAGCAACUGCGCGCGGAGUCUGAGUCUGGGCCUCCAGCCGGAGGCUCGAGAGGAACGCGUGCUCCGCCCUGCUUUCGGCCACCCUCCUCCUUUCCUAGAGCACAAGAGCCGAAAGGCCGCAGCCUCUCCAGCAUCCUCCCUCCAGGCUGUACGAAACGGCUGCCGGGUUUAGCUCCGAACUGAGACUAAUCUUUUGCCGCCGCCCCUUACCCAGCCCACGCCUCCUGCAGUACCGAACUUCAUUUUCCAGCGUCUCUGGUGUUCCCAGGGUCCGAGGCCCACCGCACUCUGGGAGUGGUAGUUCACACGGGCCGCUGGCCUCGACAAGAACAAUGGGAGGAGUCUGGGUCAAGAACCACAUCUCCCGGUGGCCCCGGAGAUCGCUUUCUGGGUCGGGUCAGGACCCCAUAGUCCCAGCUCUCGCGGCCCUAGCUCGCCAGGAAGGAGCGAGGCGCUCGAACUACAUUUCCCAGAGGGCCCUGCGCCUCAUCCUCUCCCGCCGCGACGCGGGGGUCUAUGCUCUUCAGAUGCGGUCUAAGGGUGACGGCCGGCAGGCCUCGGACUCCCGCUCCCGUGGUGCCCCGCGCGCGGCCGGCCCAGCCCCCGGCUCCCGGCGACCCCGCGGCGGCGCUGGUGGUUGUCGUGAGCCGCCGCCGCCCCGCCCCUC
Messenger RNA from Delphinapterus leucas (beluga whale), 7159 nucleotides. The record is from RefSeq and is a predicted model, not a curated record. Lineage: Eukaryota; Metazoa; Chordata; Mammalia; Artiodactyla; Monodontidae.